Molecule: messenger RNA, 5175 nt
Organism: Caretta caretta (loggerhead turtle)
Lineage: Eukaryota; Metazoa; Chordata; Testudines; Cheloniidae
Gene: MTA1
Product: metastasis associated 1
Biological process (GO): negative regulation of transcription by RNA polymerase II; double-strand break repair; response to ionizing radiation
Cellular component (GO): NuRD complex; nucleoplasm
Molecular function (GO): chromatin binding; transcription coactivator activity; histone deacetylase binding
Source: RefSeq, a predicted model, not a curated record
UUUAAGCUGCUAGCAACUACAAAAUAUUAUACCACCUGAUCAUUGCCUGGAGUAUCUGGGGGCAGUCACUCAUUCAAGAAGUGCUUGUCAUGUGCUGUCUGCAAAGGCCAGAGAACACCAACUAAAAGUUAUCCUGAUGGUGACCCUACCCUCCCACCUUGGCCUAUCAGACAAGGUUUAGUCUGCAGUUCUUAAACUCUUGGUGCUGUGAUUGUUUGAUCCAAAAAUGAAAUAUUAGUUGGCCUGGAGAGAGGAUGAAGAGCCUUAUGGUUUGAACUCCCUAGGAGCCUCUCUUAUGAGGAAGAAGUAGACCAGAUCCUCAAGUCAACCAGCUGAAAUCUUUCUCUUCUCAUGGUCCCUGGAGCUGGUGUAUUGUUUUAGUGUUCUUAGUCCUCAGAACACUCUUCUUGCUUGGAGAUGAAAAAGUAGCAUGAUAGGCACUGCCAUUCCAGUAGAACAGAUGAAAGGUUGUAAGGGGGCCGGGGAAAGGAAUCUGAAUCCUUUGGUACUGAGGAUGAAUUUCAGCACAGAGAUCCUAUUCUGAAGCCCUCGACUGCUGUCCCUACUAUACAGUGUCAUUUUAGAUUUAACUCCGAGUAAGGUCUCCUGUGGAGGAAGUUUGUGUCCCCUCCAUGGUGGACACAGUGAUAACCUCCUCAGUAUGUGCUAAAUGUGGUUAUCAAAGGCCUUGUCUACACUGUCAAAUUUCUGCGCAGCAAAGCAGCUUUCUGCAUUGUAACUCCCGAGGUGAACGCACCGCCGAGCCACUUAGAGCACAGAAACUGUACAGUUGCAGCGCUGUAAAAAAACCACCCUGAUGAGAGACGUAGAGCUUUCUGUGCUGGGGCUACAGCGCUGCGGUGCCAGUGUAGACACCCUGAUUGAUUACAGCGCUGCAAUUGGCCUCUGGGAGGUGUCCCACAAUGCCUCUUCUUGCCUCUCUGGUCAUCAGUUUGAACUGUACUGCCCUGCUCUCAGGUGACCAACUGUGAGCCCCACGCCUUAAAUUCCUUGGGAAUUUUGAAAGUCCCCUUCCUGUUUGCUUGGUGAUGCAUGCAGUGGUCUCAGCAUAUCUUUCCCGAUGAUCAUGCCUGCUCCACGCACCAGGGUUGGAGCAAAGCUGAGCUGCUAUACCUCAUCAGCAUUUGGGGAGAGGAGCCUGUCCAGUCGCAGCUGCUCUCCAACCCCAGCCGCGCUCCAGCCAUGGGAAUUAUGACACCUAUGGACAGAUUUCACAAUGUAUGACAGAAAGGGACCAUGACCGGGACACACUGCAGUGCAGGGUCAAAGUGAAGGAGCUGCGGAAUGACUACCAUGAGGCGCAGGAGGCAAAUCACCACUCCAGUGCUGCGCCCAUGAGCUGCCAGCUCUACAAAGAGCUUGAUGCGAUACUCUGUGACCCCCACCUCCACUGCAAAGGCCACUAUGGAUGCUUUGGUGGCUUGUGUGCUAGUCGAGAGUGGACUGAGCCAGGAGAAGGAAAUCUUGGAUGAAGAUGUGGAGCAGGAGGGGGACCCAGAGGCAGAGAGAAACUCUGAGGUCAGAUAUGCAUGCAGUCAGAAGCUCUUCUCUACCCCAGGGGAGGCUAGCCAGUCACAGCGGUCAGAUCUUGGUGAAGCGCAAACAGGAGAGGAGGCCCCUGACGGCCAAUGGAAAUGUGGAAGCAAAGGUGGUGUGUUUCUACAGAAGAAGGGACAUAUCGAGUACGCUUAUUGUACUGGCUGACAAACAUGCAAGGGAAAUGGAAGAAGAGAUGGAAAACCCAGAAAUGGUUGAUUUACCAGAGAAACAGAAACAUCAGCUAAGGCAUAGAGAACUGUUUCUCUCACGACAGCUGGAAUCUUUACCUGCCACACACAUAAGAGGCAAAUGCAGCGUUACUCUGUUAAAUGAGACAGAAUCCCUUAAAUCAUAUCUGGAACGGGAGGAUUUCUUCUUUUAUUCACUAGUGUAUGAUCCACAACAAAAGACUCUCCUAGCUGAUAAAGGAGAGAUUCGAGUUGGAAACAGAUACCAGGCAGAUAUAACAGACUUAUUAAAAGAAGGUGAAGAAGAUGGAAGAGAUCAAUCAAAACUUGAAACAAAGGUUUGGGAAGCAUUUAAUCCGCUAAUAGACAAACAGAUAGACCAGUUCUUGGUGGUAGCACGCUCUGUUGGUACAUUUGCCCGGGCCCUAGACUGCAGUAGUUCUGUCAGACAGCCAAGUUUGCACAUGAGUGCUGCUGCAGCUUCCAGGGACAUCACACUGUUCCACGCUAUGGAUACUUUGCACAGAAAUGUCUAUGACAUUUCCAAGGCGAUCUCUGCCCUCGUGCCACAGGGUGGGCCAGUCCUGUGUAGGGAUGAAAUGGAAGAGUGGUCUGCUUCUGAGGCAAAUCUCUUUGAGGAAGCAUUGGAAAAAUAUGGAAAAGACUUCACUGACAUUCAACAAGAUUUUCUUCCAUGGAAGUCCUUAACCAGCAUAAUAGAAUAUUACUACAUGUGGAAAACUACAGAUAGAUAUGUUCAGCAGAAACGAUUGAAAGCAGCGGAAGCAGAAAGCAAGCUAAAACAAGUGUAUAUACCCAACUAUAACAAGCCAAACCCCAACCAGAUCAAUGUAAAUAAUGUCAAACCAGGAGUGGUAAAUGGUACAGGAGGACAGGCACAGAACACGGGAGCAGGACGGGCCUGUGAAAGCUGCUAUACCACACAGUCUUACCAGUGGUAUUCUUGGGGUCCCCCUAACAUGCAGUGUCGUCUCUGUGCAUCCUGUUGGACUUACUGGAAGAAAUAUGGUGGCUUGAAAAUGCCAACGCGAUUAGAUGGAGAGAGACCAGGACCAAACCGCAAUAAUAUGAGUCUUCAUGGUGUGCCAGUGCGAAACAGUGGGAGCCCCAAAUUUGCCAUGAAGACACGACAAGCCUUCUAUCUGCAUACAACAAAACUGACAAGGAUUGCCAGACGCUUGUGUAGAGAGAUCUUGCGUCCUUGGCAUGCAGCAAGACAUCCCCACCUGCCUAUCAACAGUGCAGCAAUCAAAGCAGAAUGCACAGCACGCUUACCAGAAGCAUCAGAAAAUCCAUUGUUGUUAAAGCAAGUUGUUCGAAAGCCUUUAGAAGCAGUACUCCGGUAUUUAGAAUCUCAUCCAUGUCCUCCGAAACCAGACCCUGUAAAGAGUUUGUCCAGUUCUCUUAACAAUCUGACUCCUGCCAAGUUCACACCUGUCAUAAACAAUGGAUCCCCAACUAUCCUGGGAAAAAGAAGCUAUGAACAACACAAUGGGAUGGAUGGGAACGUGAAGAAGCGCCUAUUGAUGCCUAGCAGGGGUCUGCCUAACCACGGACAAACCAGACAAAUGGGACCAAGCCGAAACUUGCUGCUCAAUGGGAAAUCAUACCCAACAAAAGUCCGAUUAAUUCGUGGUGGAUCCAUGCCUCCAGUGAAAAGGAGGAGGAUGAAUUGGAUUGAUGCUCCGGAUGAUGUGUUUUAUAUGGCCACUGAGGAAACCAGGAAAAUUCGCAAGCUGCUUUCAUCCUCUGAAGCGAAGCGAGCCGCCAGACGCCCUUACAAGCCCGUUAUCCUCCAGCCAGUCCAGGCAGUCCAGUUACGACAGCCCAUGAAUGAUGAACCCAUAAUCAUUGAGGAUUAAAAGAAACUGAGCAGCCCUCACAAUGCCAGUGGGUCUGCCUGAAAGAAUCUCUCUUCCGAUACACACUUGAGGUUUUUAUGGCUACGGUGUUGAAUGAACUGCUGAAGACUGGAAAACUUUAAGGAACUGUUCUGCAUCUUUUAAAUCCCUAAAAGGAACUCAGCCCCAUCUGAGCCCUGAUGACCACAGACUGUGCGCUCAAUCUCUUGCGCAUGCUCUUUCCUCUCCUCUCCUCUCCUCUCCUCUCCUCUCCCUUUUUUAUUUUUGGUAGCCUAUUUUCCCCUCUUGCUUGUAGAUUACUCUGCCUUUUUGUAGACAUGUGGGAAGGAAGGUCAGUUUAACUUAUUAAGAGAACGUGGAAUAGUAAUUUUUAGCUUUGUUUCCUCUGACCUUUGAAGAGCUAGACUCCUUUGUUUUGUGACUGAGCUCUCAUUGCUAACCAUUUUUACAAGGCUGUGUUGUAAGAUUUUUGUGUGUGUGUGUGUGGACGGUGCCAUUUUUUUCUUUUUUGUUAUUUCUUUUGUAGAUAAAGUUCUGAUCUGUAACUCAGAUAUUUGGAAAUAGAGGAUUUGAAAGCCAGCUACAGGUUCAGCUAGUUUUCUUGGUCCUGUCCCUUGUGUUUUUUGGAUAAUUUGGCAUGGCCAAUUUUGCUUGUCCUCAGGCACAAGACAGAAACAACUCAGGCUGAAAAAGGAGUGAGCUAAGAACUGAAGAAUCUUGCAGAACAUUACACUAACGCUGAAGAACUGAGGCCAGGUUACUGUAACUAGCUGUUUUAUUCCAGUCAGUCCCAGGGAGAUCUGGCCUGUGGCGUUUUUCACAGUAACCAGAAUUUUGUGUGCUGCCUUCUGUCUGCUUCUGGAAUCCUACGUGCUAUUAUAACAACAAGGACCAGCAGUAGGCCCUCUAGUGCAACUAGUGUAAUGAAUUGCUUUUCUCUGGCUCCAAGAGUCAGGUCCACUGAUGCCCAGGGACAUUUUGCUUUGAAUUCUGAACCUAUUUGUGCAUCAGUGUUUUUUGAACACACCUCUCCACAGGAAGCCUGGUUUCUGUUACAUUACAUUACUGUACAUUUCCCAUUUUGAAGGGAAUUUCAAAUUAAAUUACAACUGGGUUUUAAUUAGAACAGACUGUGUCUGAAAUUGUUUUCCUCUUGACAUUUUUGUGUUUGAGGUUUUUCUUUUUUUGCAUCUCCUGAACUUAUUGUGUAUUAGCAAGUCUGUAAUUUUUUUCGUAUGUCUUCUCAUGGCAGUGCAUUUGCUUAAUGCCCUGCUUUGUUUUGACAGGUUGUAAACUAUCAUUUGCAACUUGUGUUGAUCUGUACAUGUACCUGCCUCAAACAGACACAGCAUGUAAUAAUGCCCAAGUCAUUCCACAUGUGUCAGCAGUGAGAUGAGCCAAAGUUGUAUUUGGGUUAUCACAGUCCAGCCGUGAUUCUGUGCAACACUGCUACCCCUUUGGGUGAGGUCAAAAGGAAUCUCCGCAGAACAAAAACAGUUCAGUUAACUUUGCUUAAUAAACCUGGAACCCGAGCUUUUGUGAAA